AUGGAUGUAGACGAAGAAGUGUUCGUACUUGCCCCUGACGAUCAUACAAGCUGGGAGAGAGCGGCGGACAUGGCCAUGCGCCACAUCGCGCGCGUCCGCACUCCUGUUAGGCGUCCGCGCGAUGAGACCGUGGAGUCCUACUACUCUUCUUUGCCAAUCGACCUUGAGCCAGCGUCGGCCCCCUCGCAUCGCUUUAUCAACUACGACCGCCAUAUCCCGGGUUGUAUGCGCGUUCCCGAGACUGCCCAGUUCAUACUCGCCGACAUCCAAUAUAUCUCCGCCCCCCUGGCACGCCGCCCAUCGGACUAUCUCGUUCCCUGCACGCGGGUGUGGACUUGCCCUCAUCCCCAAUGCGUAUACAGCAUCGACCUCUCAGCGCUAAAUAAUGAUCAAGCGGAGACCGUAGCAAACAAGACGAAGGACGCCCAACCAUCUUUUGCACAGUUCGACUUGGGCGGCGGCUGCGUCGUAUCCCCGACAUUCUCUCGCAGUGUGGUCGACAUCUUGGGCCUGGAGCACUACUCGUUGACUCACCUGCGCCGAUUGGGUAUCCGGUAUACGCUCUACGAACUAUUGAGCGAUGGAAAAAUGGCGUUCUUUUGGGAGCCGCAAGAUUGGUCGGCCGUGUUCUCAGAUGCUGGCGUACGCGGGACGUCGGCUCGUCAUCACGAAGAGACUAGGCAAGUCAAAAUGCGGGAGGCCCUGAUCCAGGAAGGGAUUGUCUGGGCCGAGGGCCUCCGGCUAGAGGUACGGGCGGACCUCUACGCGUGUCGUCAUCGCACGCGCAAGGAGCAUUCCCGUUUCGCCCGAAGGAACUAUGAAGGCUUGCUGAGCUUGCGCUCACCGGACAGUGUAUACGAACCGCGGUACAGGAUCUCUUUCAACCGCAAAGCCGUCGUCGCGAUGAACGAUCUCUACAACACGCUGCAUGCCGACGAAGAGCAUCGGGAAUCCGCCCUUGACGCCGUUGUGAGGCGGGAGCAGUUACUUAAAGCAGCGUACCAGUAUCUGAACUAG
Molecule: messenger RNA, 1017 nt
Organism: Peniophora sp. CBMAI 1063
Lineage: Eukaryota; Fungi; Basidiomycota; Agaricomycetes; Russulales; Peniophoraceae
Source: the annotation of a GenBank genome assembly